Messenger RNA from Sabethes cyaneus, 357 nucleotides. RefSeq lists its product as uncharacterized. The coding region runs from base 1 to 357 and encodes 118 amino acids. The transcript has 2 exons. The record is from RefSeq and is a predicted model, not a curated record. Lineage: Eukaryota; Metazoa; Arthropoda; Insecta; Diptera; Culicidae.
AUGAAAUUCCUCCUUGCUAGUUGCGUGCUUCUGUUCGUGUUCGGAGUACUAAUCCAAGCGGACAGCAACCAAUGGGGACGCCGCAUACCGGGUGACAGGCUGCUCAACUCGACCACCAUCGUGAAUAAUUCGUUUCCGGUGCCGAUUAAAUCAACCGUUUAUCAGUACCAACCACCGCUAGGAGCCGUCCGGCCCCCGAAGCUAAGCUACAUUGUGGCCCGGGAUAAUGUGCGACCUGGUUUGGGUGGUUUUGCGGCGUUAAUUUCCGGCGGAGUCAAUCGAACGACGGCAACACUUAAGCUCAGCUCAAGACCGAACCUGGGAUUCAACUUUACCGUAGAGGUUUACGGGAAAUAG